AUGUUGAAAUUACCGCAAAUCGACAAUAUAUUAUACAGCGGACCAUCGAAAUCGAGAUUGUCGUCGUUCGAAGCCGGUGAUCUUCUCGGCGAAGCCGCGAUUCUUGUCUAUCGCGACGCGCCGAAAUCGUUUUUCAUUCACGCGAUCCAUUGCUAUUUCGUCGGCAAUGAAUACUCGAAAACACCCACAUUUGUUGUGAAAAACGUGCGCGACGGUCGGAAUUUUGCAAUUCGCCACGUCGAUAUUCUGCGCCCGAAUGGCGACGCGAUGGCCGUUGCCGAGUUUUCGUUGCAGCGCGACGUCGAGAAUCCCGUGAUCAGCGUGUUUCCGGAAUUCCCGAGAAACGUGCUGGCGCCCGAACAUUUUGAAAAUGGCCGAAAUUCCGAUUGCGUCGAAUUUCGUCGGGUUCCGAACGCGAUCAAUGGAAAACACUACAUAUGGAUUCGCUGCAAAACACCAAUAGACGACUCGGAUCCCUUCCAAAAGCACGCCAUUUUAAUAAAGUUGUCAGAUCUUCAAUUGUACGGAAAUGAUAUUCAAACGCGUCGAGACCAUUCCAUAUGGCUUCACCAAACUAAGUUUGAUGCCGCCGACUGGUUGUUGUACGAGUACGAGUUCGCCGGAAAACCCAACCCCUACUGCCUCGUCAAUGCCAACAUCUGGUCUCGCGACGGCAAAAUUCUCAUGUCAACAUCGCAAGAAGUCUCAACGACAAAAACAAGAAGCAAAAUGUGA
Molecule: messenger RNA, 735 nt
Organism: Caenorhabditis bovis
Lineage: Eukaryota; Metazoa; Nematoda; Chromadorea; Rhabditida; Rhabditidae
Source: the annotation of a GenBank genome assembly